AUGUACAAGCUUGUGAUCCUGAUGUGCGCCGUGGCCGCCGCCCACGCCGGGUACCUGGGAGGCUACGCCGCCCCCGCCGUCGCCGUGGCGCCUGCUGUGGCCGCCCCUGCCAUCGCAGUGGCCCACGCCCCCGUGGCCGUGGCGCCCGCCGCCUCUUCGUACGCCAACACGUACCGCGUGUCGCAGACCGCCCGCCUCCUGGCCGCCCCCGCCGUCGCCGCCGCCCCUGUGGCCUACGCCGCCCCCGCCAUCCAUGCACCAGUGAUCCUGAUGUGCGCCGUGGCCGCCGCCCACGCCGGGUACCUGGGAGGCUACGCCGCCCCCGCCGUCGCCGUGGCGCCUGCUGUGGCCGCCCCUGCCGUCGCAGUGGCCCACGCCCCCGUGGCCGUGGCGCCCGCCGCCUCCUCGUACGCCAACACGUACCGCGUGUCGCAGACCGCCCGCCUCCUGGCCGCUCCCGCUGUCGCAGCCGCCCCCGUAGCCUACGCCGCCCCCGCCAUCCACGCCCCUCUGGCCUACGCCGCCCCUGCUGUCGCUGCUCCUAUCCUCAAAGUGAUCCUGAUGUGCGCCGUGGCCGCCGCCCACGCCGGCUACCUGGGAGGCUACGCCGCCCCCGCCGUCGCCGUGGCCGCCCCCGCGGUCGCCGUGGCCCACGCCCCCGUGGCCGUGGCGCCCGCCGCCUCCUCGUACGCCAACACGUACCGCGUGUCGCAGACCGCACGCCUCCUGGCCGCCCCCGCCAUCGCCGCCGCGCCCGUGGCCUACGCCGCUCCCGCCAUCCACGCGCCUGUGGCCUACGCCGCCCCUGCUUUCGCUGCUCCCCUCCUCAAAGUGCACUGA
Molecule: messenger RNA, 840 nt
Organism: Schistocerca nitens (vagrant locust)
Lineage: Eukaryota; Metazoa; Arthropoda; Insecta; Orthoptera; Acrididae
Product: cuticle protein 38-like
Exons: 4
Coding region: 1-840 (279 amino acids)
Source: RefSeq, a predicted model, not a curated record